GAACCUCUGGCGCAGUCGCGUUCGGCGGAUCCCGGUGCGGAGGUAAAAAUGGGCAGCGAGACGGGGGGCCGUUAUUUUCAGUACGUUCAGAACGUUUUCAGCGCGGAAAGUCUGUGCGGGCACCGUUAGAAAUUUCUCGUCAAUUAAGUAGAUAUUGUCGCCGAACCGUUGCACAAUUUUGCUCUGCCUUUCGCGUUUGGGUGACCCCCGACUUCGAGAAAAUCGAUACCUAACUUUCAGAUACGUCACAGAAAAUGCAACGCCAUCAAGUCGCUGCUUAAAUAACCCUCUGCAGCAACGCGAACGUAGUUUCCACCAACCGUCUGAUUAACCAAAACCGUCCUUGAUGAUAGGUCACGGGGACGAAACGCUCGACCCUCCCGCACCGCACGUCCGAAUCGGCAGAGACCCGAGGCAAAGCCUCCAAGGCUGGUCCAAGCGCUGGAUGAAAAUUUACAAGACCUACAUCCCGAUUAAUUGAAGCGCGCCCUUCGACACCCUUUUUGGCCCUUUUUUCCUUUUUGAGUUUCCCACAUGGACCGCACCCUCGCCCCUUUGGCGUCGCUGUCGACGGUCGUGCCCUCUCUAGAAUCCACCCCCGCGAAAUCCCUCGACUUGGACUUCGUGGUGCCUAUAGAUAAGUCGGAGGUUAAGUUCCAAACGGAUUCGAUAUCUUCAGCUUCCUCGUCGAGCUCCGAGACUGACGAGGACAAACCGAAAAUCCCCGACGGCGGUUGGGGUUGGGUUGUGGUGUUCGCCUCCUUAUUAAUCUCGAUGAUUGCCGACGGUAUUAGUUUUUCAAUCGGCCAUCUCCACGUCAAAUUCUUGGAGGAGUUCGAAGCCUCCAACUCCGUCACUUCCUGGAUCGGUAGUCUCUUUAUAGCCGUGCCUCUGCUGACCGGGCCGAUAAUGAGCGUUUUGGUGGAUAGAUACGGAUGCAGACCCAUGACCAUAGUGGGCGGUAUUAUUUCGGCCGUUGGGUUUUGUAUCAGCUCCAAAGCGGAAUCCAUAGGGGUUAUGUAUUUAACGUUUGGAGUAUUAGCGGGGCUGGGGUUGGGUUUGAUCUACGUCACCGCCGUUGUAUCCAUAGCUUUCUGGUUCGACAAAAAGAGAACUCUGGCGGUAGGGCUGGGCGCCUCCGGUACAGGACUUGGAACAUUCAUCUUCUCCCCGUUAACGUCAUUUUUGAUAUCCGAAUACGGAUGGAGGGGUACCUCGUUAAUCCUCGGAGGGUGCUUUUUAAACAUGUGCGUGGCGGGUGCUCUGAUGAGAGACCCUGACUGGAUCACGGAACAAAAUUGCAAGUCGAAAUCGAUGAAGUCUGACAAAUCGAGCAAGACCAGCUUGGUGUCGGUAUCAUCUGCGAAUCCAGCAAAUUUCAUCGACAUAAACGAGCUAAAGUCCCUCCUGAAGAGCGGCAAGGACGUCGAGUUCCUCCUCCAGAAGCUGGAAACUUCCAUGGACAACGAAGACAAAGACAAACUGAAGAGAUACGUCCAUUCGGUACUCAGCCUCCCCACUUUCGUCAAAGAAAACGAGAAGGUUCCUUUGGAAGUUUUGGAACAACUUAGCUUGAACAAAAAACUGUACAACGUUAUUCUGGAGAACUACCCGAGUUUGAUUUUGUGUCGAAGCUCUUCGGCUGGUCACGAGCUUAACAAAAUGCCCGACGCACCCAUGGACAGAAUACCGGUCACCGUGUCCUUGAAGUUGAAGAAACAGGAAAGACCCAAACUGACCUCCGAAAAGCCUAAAUCUCCUCCCCUGCAGCAGCAUUCUCUACCUGAACAAGAUACGGCUGCUCACGAACCCCUUCUGAACGGCAAGAACCCCCCGCCCGUAAGGCCCAACGUUUCGUUUCCGUGGUUGAAACAGGCACAAAGGCCUCAUUAUCUAAAAAACCUGAAGCUGCACAGGCAGUCGUUGAUACAUAGGGGCGGGGCCAUGUUUAACAUAAACAAGUACAGGUUCAAGGCGUCCAGUUGUCCUAACAUCUACAGGGUGUCGAUGAUGACGCUUCCCGAGAAGGACGACGAGAAAUGGUACACGGAAAUAAUUGGUUCGGUGAAGGGCAUGUUCGGCUAUUCUUUAUUCUUAGAGCUCCACUUUUUCUUGCUGUCCUUGUCUACGAUAACGCUUUUUGUUUGGUUUAUAGUGCCGUAUUUUUACCUCGCCGAACUCAUGCCGAAAUACCAAUACACCAACAAGCAAAUAUCACUCACCAUUUCAAAUAUCGGCGCUACCAACACCAUCGGCAUGAUACUUUUGGGAUGGGCAGGUGACCAAGAUUGGAUGAACAUCACGAAAACGUACGCUGUCUGUUUGGUCCUGUGCGGAAUCUCUUGCGCAGGCAUCAUAUUUUUCAUCGACAAUUACAUAAUGCUUCAGGUAUCCGCGGCCAUGUUCGGUCUCUUUUUAUCGAGCUCGUUUUCCUUCACGCCCGGUAUUUUGGUAGAACUGCUCCCGUUGGAACGGUUUACCAUCGCCUACGGGCUCCAAUUACUAUGCAUGGGAAUCGGCACCUUGGUGGGACCUCCUUUUGCGGGUCUUUUGUACGAUUUGACCAGCAGCUGGGAACAGUCGUUCUAUCAGGCGGCCAUUUGGAUAGUACUCUCUGGCAUUUUUAUAGCCUACAUACCGUAUACGAGGAACAAGAAGAUAUUGGGGAAGGGAGCAGUAGAAAAGGAACUAGAAGAGUCUGAGAACAACGUGAUAUUUUUAAUAUUUUUGACGAUCGCUUUGGUAAUAAUGUUAACUCUUGUCGCUUACAUGAUAGUGACUUAUCUGACGUAAUUUUUAAACUAGAUUUUUGUUAUACCGGACCAGUAUCUUUGAAGUUAUACUUGAGGGAUGUUUACCUCGCUCUUUACGCAAUAGAUGCACAAUUCCAAUAUUUGUUUGUAUAUUUAGUCAAUAUAAUCCAGUUAUCAAC
Messenger RNA from Cylas formicarius (sweet potato weevil), 2932 nucleotides. Its product is annotated as monocarboxylate transporter 14-like. The record is from RefSeq and is a predicted model, not a curated record. Lineage: Eukaryota; Metazoa; Arthropoda; Insecta; Coleoptera; Brentidae. Gene Ontology annotation, molecular function: monocarboxylic acid transmembrane transporter activity. Bases 535 to 2793 code for a protein of 752 amino acids. Gene Ontology annotation, biological process: transmembrane transport; monocarboxylic acid transport. The transcript has 8 exons.